GCUACAACCAUGGACAGUGAAGUGCAAAGGGAUGGCAGGAUCCUCGAUUUGAUCGAUGAUGCAUGGAGGGAAGAUAAAUUGCCAUACGAGGAUGUUGCUAUCCCACUGAAUGAGCUUCCUGAACCAGAGCAAGACAAUGGUGGCACAACCGAGUCUGUGAAAGAGCAAGAAAUGAAGUGGACAGAUUUGGCUCUCCAGUAUCUCCAUGAAAACAUUCCACCCACAGGAAACUAGUGAAUCAGUGAGAUUCCACGCAGUGGCUGCAUGAAUGCAAUAUAAAAAGUACUCUCCACCUGACCAUCGUUGUCAUAAGCUUCUCCAAGGAGGAAACAACAUUUCUGAAAAGGCUUGGAUUCAAACAAUGGUUCUACUCAC
Leptosomus discolor (cuckoo roller) is the source of this 375-nucleotide messenger RNA. The record is from RefSeq and is a predicted model, not a curated record. Lineage: Eukaryota; Metazoa; Chordata; Aves; Leptosomiformes; Leptosomidae.